CUCCAUACUUCAUUGAGUAUAAACACAUUUGCAGAACAUGAAAGUGUAUCAAAAACCACAACUUUUUUAAAACAAAAUGUUUACAGCAAAGUAGAUAUGAGUAAGAAAUUACAAGUUACCACAUAGUAAACAGAGAGAGUAAUAAGAAAAAAUUACAAGAUACAAAGUUCUAUUGUAUGUUGUGCUUGAAAGAAUUAAUAUGUUUAUAUUAAAAUUCAGUAAUAAAUUAAAUUUGAUAAAUCUUUUUUACACUGCAGAUAUGAUCAAUUUUUGGUUUGAAUAAGUUAUUUUGUUUUGUUUUUUAUUGAAAAAAAAAGAAGUUGUGGCAAAUGGAACAGACAAAGAAAAAAAUAAAUAACAAUGAUAAAAGUUAAAUAAAAGAAUUCACAAGAAGAAAGGUGAAUGCUUAAAAAAAAAUUAAAUAAAAUAUAAUCUUAAAAUAGGGUUUGAUGAGGUUGGCAUUGUAGAGCAUGCCUCCUGAUACAAACUGCCUCAAACCCAAACAUUUAAUUGGCUGACAUAAACUCUCGUUUAGUCUCGCGAUAAGAAACGGUUCUCCUGAAUGGUAUUUAGUUGCUGUUGUGGCUGGUUGGAGGAGCAGUCUCUGUGUGUUUCCUGAACUGUUAUCCAGCUUGGAGCAUUACGGGAGUACUUGACUCUCCCAGGAAGCAGCAACCGCCGGCAUCUUUGAAUCAAGUCGGCCUCUUCUUAACACGUAAUUCUGCAGGUGGUGCAGAAGACUCAGUCUGAAGAGGUGAGAGCACCACAGGAACAAGUCGUAGACAGAGUCCAUUGGAUGAGAUGUUUGGUCAUCUGAUCAAUUCUUUGUGAAUGGAUUAGGAAAAAGGCAGGUUGACCAUGCGCUGCCUGGCUGCUCGGGUGAACUACAAAACCCUCAUUUUCAUCUGCGCCCUCUUCACCCUCAUCACCGUUUUACUCUGGAACCGCUGCUCCAACAAUACCUCCAUAUACUUCCUUCCUCGAGCCGCCUUCGUCGCUCCGAGUCCUAAGAUAGGGGACGAAAGCCUCGGCAGCCAACAGCAUCCCCCACAGCCCCCGGAGCCUCCACCUGUUGUCGGCGGCGUCAAGUUUGAGGAAAUCGACUGCCUGAUCAAUGACGAAACCACGAUCAAAGGCAGACGAGAAGGCUUCGAGAUCUACCUGCCGUUCAACUGGAUGGAAAAGUACUUUGAAGUGUACGGGAAAAUAGUUCAGUACGACGGCUACGAUCGCUUUGAGUUCCAGCACAGCUACUCCAAGGUGUACGCCCAGCGAGAGCCCUACCACCCCGAUGGAGUCUUCAUGUCCUUCGAGGGAUACAACGUGGAGGUUAGGGAUCGAGUCAAAUGCAUCAGUGGAGUCGAGGGUGUUCCUCUAUCGACUCAGUGGGGUCCUCAGGGCUACUUCUACGCCAUCCAGAUUGCCCAGUACGGUUUGAGUCAUUACAGCAAGAACCUGACGGAGCGUGCGCCCCACGUGGAGAUCUAUGAUACAGCCGAGGAGAAGGACAGCAGGGCCACAGCACCCUGGAGCGCCCCAAAAGGCUGCAGCCUAAACCGCGUCCACGACAAGUCCAGAUCCACCUCCGUGCGGCAGUUCAAUGCUCCAGAGUCCUCAGAAGGCGUUUCUCUCCAACUGGGCAACUCCAGAGAUUUCAUCCUAAGCUUGGACAUCAAGUUUGUCUCAAACGGCAGCGUGUCCGUCAUCUUGGAAACCACAGAGAAGGGCCCCCCCUUCACCAUUCACUAUGUGACCAGCACACAGCUCAUUGCCUUCAAAGACCGCGACAUCACCUACGGCAUCGGGCUGCGCACAGCCUGGAGCACCCUGACCCGAGACCUCCUGACCGACCUGAGGAAGGGCGUCGGUCUGUCCAACACUAAGGCUGUCAAAGCCACUAAGAUAAUGCCCAGGAGAGUGGUGCAGUUGGUCCUUCACGGGCGCGGCUUUGUUGACAACAUCACCAUCUCCACCACCUCCCACAUGGCCGCCUUCUUCGCUGCCAGCGAUUGGCUGUUGCGGAACCAGGACGAGCGGGGAGGAUGGCCCAUCAUGGUCACUCGUAAACUUGGCGAGGGCUUCCGGCCUCUGGAGCCCGGCUGGUACUCGGCCAUGGCUCAGGGGCAGGCCAUGUCCACGCUGGUGAGAGCCUACCUGCUCACCAAGAACCAGGCGUACCUCAAGGCUGCGCUCAAAGCGGUCGGACCGUACAAGGUGCCUUCAGCGCAGCAUGGGGUCAAGGCGGUGUUCAUGAACAAGUACGACUGGUAUGAGGAGUACCCCACCAGCCCCGGCUCGUUCGUCCUCAACGGCUUCAUCUACUCCUUGAUCGGGCUCUACGACUUAGCAGAGACGGCCGGCGAGAAGCUGGGCAGGGAGGCGGGGCAACUCUUCAGCCGUGGCAUGGAGUCGCUGAAAGCCAUGCUGCCUCUCUUUGACACAGGAUCUGGGAGUAUCUAUGACCUGCGUCACUUCAUGUUGGGAACGGCUCCCAACCUGGCUCGCUGGGACUAUCACACCACGCACAUUAACCAGCUCCAGCUGCUGGCGUCCAUAGACAACGCCGCCAUUUUCAAGGACGUCAUCAAGCGCUGGAAAGGCUACUUGAAAGGGAUUCGAGCCAAGCACAACUAGACGAAUUAGGAGUGUUACCUGUGUGUGUGUUGUGUGUCAGAUGAUCGGGUGAAGGUGAGUGUCCUCCCUGUGGAACCAGUUCUCCAUCAGAGGGAGGAGUUCAGUCUGCUGCAGCUCUCACUGCUGCCGCUCUCUUGUGUGCUUUGCUGCAAUACUUUUGUUUUUCCACAAAAUAAACUGUUUUUAUUUGUUCCCAUGAGGCUGGACUCGGAGCGCGAGCUACGUUCAGGUAAAAUAGAUGUGUAUUUUGUUUAAAAAUAAAUGAUUUUCAUGUUGGAGAGACAGAACCUCAUUUCAGACUUUCGUAAAAUGAACCACUGUAUUUUUUUUAAUUAGCUUUUCUUAUGUAAUUCAUCUCAGAAUUUCAAAAUCUAUGAAAAAGUGAUAACAUAAAGAGUAUUUUAUUACAAAGAUGAUGGAGGAUGUUGCCAAAAAGGUAGAUCUGUGAGCUUUUCCUCUACAGAGUUUUGACGUUUUAUUCUGACAAAUAACCCCUCCUCUCUAAAAUCAGGACAAACAUUUGACUACGGGAUUACAUCCAAACUUUAAAUGAGGUUUCAUUUAUUUCCCUCCUAAAUGUAAACAUUGAAGAAAGGAUUAGGUGUGUGUUUGCUGCUUAAACUGAGCUCCGAGGAAUAAACAAUCCCUCUGAACUCACACGAAUGAAGAACCCUAGAAACAAACAUAUCAUCCCUGCAGUCCUUCCUGCAGCAGAUUUAUCUUAUAAUUACUUCUGAAGCUGCUAAUGUGAGACGAGUUAUCACAGACGGCAGUUGGGAGUUCUGAGUGAAGCCUUUUUUUUUCUCCUCAAACAGGCUAGCCAGUUUUAGGAGAGGAGGGGCUCGCCCAAAAACGUAGCUUAAUAAUGCUCACCAACAUGACUGACGAAGAAGAAACACUAAAGCUACGUUCACAGCGGCCUCGGUAACGUGCGUUCUGGUGUCAGUUUUCAAUGUAAAGCCUAUGGAAACUAGUUCUGUCAAAUUUAAAAAAUGAAUCACACUUUGGGGCUGUGAUUAAUCACAAAAUAGAACGGGUAAAUUUAUGACAAUAUAUAACUUUUGUACAAAAAAAAGGCCAGAGAAAUUUUCCUUUUAUUUUAAUUGUCUGAAAUAUUGAAAUGUAUAAUGUUAAAGGGGCCAUACCAUGAUUUUCUUUAGUCUUUCAGAAUAAGCUUUAUCCAUAUAAAUGAUCAUAUAUUAAGUUUGGAACACUAAAAAACAAAUUAUUUAUAAAAUAAAGAACUCUUUUCAUUCCCAGAAGUAAAACGACUCGAUCUUAGGCUCAGCCUAUCGCUCCUUGGGGGUGCUGCCCACUUCAUGACGUCAUCCUAGAGCCGUCCUCGUCAGCGUGUCUACGUAAAAAGAAUAUAUAUAUAUAGAUGUACAUACAGUGCAGCUCGGGUGUUUAUCCCCAAAAUUAGGCACAGACAGAAUGGCGAUGGCUAAUGGGUUAAUUUUGCGGUGAAAUUGGGUGAAAUAAUGCAGACAACAACUCCAGAUGAGCAUUUCAGGAUGUCUUGAAACGAUGACAUAUGAUCUCUGUAUCAAAAAUCUUCUUUGCUUUUAUGCAGAUCCAUUUUUGCCGUUGCUCAAUAAUCCACAUUUAAACCAGUUCUUCCAAUUCUUCGCUCCCCUUUUCCACCAGGAAAUAUCCUGCUCCCUUUCUCCUGCUGUCUUUCCAAUAUCCCGUCUGCAUUCUCGGAUACGUAUAGGAUUCAUCUCAACAUGUUGUGCAGAUUUCUCACUAGUCAGUAUGCUCCAGUGCCACCGCACAAAGUUUGAACACUAAACCAAACGAGUGUUUCUUGGUGAGCUGCACGAGCUCACAACAAAGACGGUCAGCAUCUGCUGUGCACGUGCUGGAGAGGGGCGGGUACUCUCUUCCAGUUUUUGAUGCGUUCGGGUCACAUUCCCUUUUACGAAAAAGCUAUCUAAACCGAAAAAAUAACGAGAAUAAAGCACAACAAAUUGAUUUAAUAUAUAUAUAUAUAUAUGUAUUUUGUAAGUGACCAUGUUAUAAGUGUGAUAAUCCCCGAUAAAGUGUGCAUUAUCAGAAAUUAACGCACGGUGUGGAACCCUUAACUGUUGGAAGAUUGAUGCUUCACGGAGUGUAAUUAAUUAGUGUCAAGAAGUAUUAACACAUUCAUUUUUUUAUCAAUAGUGUGCAUUAACGCGUUAAUGUUGACAGCCCUAAUGUAAACACACCCAUAUAUGGACAUUUCAGGCCAAAAUUCUCUUGCCUUCAUGUGAAGCAACAAAAGCUUUUAGAACUGUUUUCAGGAUCUACAUACAAAACACGUGACCAAUAGAUGCGCAUAAAAAGUUAAACCAGGUUGAACUUUGACCAAUCAGGGACUUGGAUUUGUUAGUGACGUUUUGAUACUGUUGUCUUUAAUUCAUGGAUGUACCAACCGCUUGAGAACUGAUCAUGGAGGAGGAAUUAAUAAUUCCGAAUUUUGCCUGCCCAGAAUUAUAUGACACCAAGGCCGAAUCCGAAUUCUUCCCCUACCCUACGGCUUCUCCCUGCCCCCAUAUUUAGCCCUCCAAAUGGAGAGCUGUGGAAAAAAAAGUGUCUUCAUAUUUGGAUGACACUGCCACGUGAGGACGUCAUCGAAAGUCGCGGGGCAGCUACGUUAGCGCAUAACUGCUAGCGCUCAGAAUUGCAUAACAUCAGUUUUAUAACUUUAAAAGUCAUGCUAAAACAAUAAAGUAAUUACUUACGUUUAAAUGUAAGCAUGUACCUGUAGGUACAUGCGCUAGUAAAUGGUAGCAAAAAAAAAGAAGCCCCUCCCUGCUGGUGCAGUGUGAACACCAUAGACUAAACUCGCUAGAAAUGCGCGUCACAAGCCCGGUGUGAACGUAGCAGCAAUUAUUACAUCUUUUUCCAAAUGUGUUGGCAGCAUUUUCUAACUUGAACUGAAGAAAGAGGUGCUCUUAAACUAUGAGCUAACAGUUAAAAGAAGCAUUUUUUCAUAAUCUUGUACUGAGCCUUUUCUAAUCCUGUUUUUUUUGUUUUGUAGAAUCAUUACUGUUUGAUUUUAAGCCCCGCUCCCUUUUUUGUGUGUUGUUUCCUUGGCCAUUAAAGCCCUUCCUCUGCAGCUCCGAGCAGAAAACUGUAAUUACAGAUGCAAGUGUAGGCGGUGUCUCGGUGGUGUAGAGGAAGGUGGGCAGCCGCAGCUGCCUCUCGCUGCCGCUCAGCCUCCACCUUGUGAGAGAAGAGUGCCAGCCUAAUGAAAGCUGGAGGUGAAUUCUUCAAGGUACACUCAGACCCCGCGGGGCUCUGGGCGCUCCUCCGGCCCCGCUGAGUGCAUGAACUCUUGAGUGAUGCCCCGGAGAAAGACAGUUCUCCCUGCUAAUAAGGUGGAGAGGCUGCAGCUCUGCACAGCCACCAGUCAGCGCUUUAACAAGCUGUCGGUGUCGAUGAAGCUCUCAUCGAUCUGCCAUAGAGAUCAUGAAUACCAGGCAGGGGCUGCUUUUCAUAAAAUUGGUCUAAUCUUUAAAAGAAAAACGUUCCUUAGAUUGUGAGUGGCCGUGUAAAUCGAUUGAGCUAAAUUGAAAUCUGAUGGAAUGCUUUUACAAUUUGGUGAUGGUGAUAGUAAACAUAAAUAUUUUGAUGUGAAAUUGAGUACGGACGCGUAUCGACCUCCUUCCAUGUAACACAGAUAAAUGUUAGCACAUAGAUUUGCAAUGUCUGAAUAUGAACAUGUGCAGUAUUGGGUGAAAUGCUGCACGUGGGAGGCAGUUUUUGCCCAUUUUUUUAUAAUUAAAAGAAUAAAAUAAACAAAAAGCUCAGUUAAGAACAUUUUUUUUCUUUUUUUGUAAUUCCUUUUAAUUAAAACUGUAAACUCAGUUUUUUGUUUUCUGAAAACCCUGUUUUUAUGCCAAAGUUUUUUCUUCAAAAUCAUGUGAAUCUGUAUAUUUUGGUGCAAACUGGCUUCCAUUCAGCUUCAGAUGAUGGUAACUUAGCAUGGAAGUGUCAUGGGGAGACGCCGCCUCGUAGAAAUACUCGUUUUUUGUGGGUGUAGGGUUUGGAAAGUUGACUUUAAUCGUUGGUGGGGGGCGUGUGCAACUAGAAUUGAGUCUUUACUGGGUUUUUAAAGGGAAGUGAGCUUCUGGCUGCAGUUCACCUUGUAAACCUUUUGUUUUUUGUUAGACUGCAAAUGAUAUUUGUUAGUUUAUGUAAAAGCACAAAUGCUGUUCUGUCAUCCUCACAUGGUUUUGGGAAUUCUUUUUGUAUCUUUUUAGGACAAUGUGCAACGCCUUCACUGGGUAAGCUGCUAUUGUUGUUUAGUCAUGAUUAGGAGCUUUUCAGUUGUUUUUAUUUUAGUUGGUUAGUUAAAAAGAGAGAAAAAAAUGACUCUAAUGGCCGUAGCGGUCAGUGUGAUUUAUGCAAUAAGAUGUUUCCUGGGGUUUGUGUCUCUGUGACACACCUGGAGGGUUUGUACAGACUCUGCAAUCAAAGCACAAUGUGCAAAUACUUUGUUUUCUUUUUUUUUAGUCAGAGAAAGUGUUUAUAUACAGAGAAAAUCUUUGUGCUUUAAGAAGUUGCUUUUUAAAGAUGUAAAACAAUUAAUAAAAUAAUUUUUCUUAAAAA
Molecule: messenger RNA, 7230 nt
Organism: Oryzias melastigma (Indian medaka)
Lineage: Eukaryota; Metazoa; Chordata; Actinopteri; Beloniformes; Adrianichthyidae
Gene: glceb
Product: glucuronic acid epimerase b
Exons: 6
Coding region: 859-2634 (591 amino acids)
Biological process (GO): heparan sulfate proteoglycan biosynthetic process
Cellular component (GO): Golgi apparatus
Molecular function (GO): heparosan-N-sulfate-glucuronate 5-epimerase activity
Source: RefSeq, a predicted model, not a curated record